Messenger RNA from Phymastichus coffea, 4531 nucleotides. RefSeq names its product protein virilizer (gene vir). The record is from RefSeq and is a predicted model, not a curated record. The transcript has 8 exons. Gene Ontology annotation, cellular component: RNA N6-methyladenosine methyltransferase complex. The coding region runs from base 51 to 4505 and encodes 1484 amino acids. NCBI's taxonomy places the organism in Eukaryota, Metazoa, Arthropoda, Insecta, Hymenoptera, Eulophidae. Gene Ontology annotation, molecular function: RNA binding.
GUAAAUAUGUGGGCUUGAUGCGAAAUAGAAUUUAUUUUUUCUUGUGAAACAUGGAUAAUACGGAAUUGCUGUUUUUUGAUACAUUCUCUCACGAUAUAUCAGAAGAGCUAAAUUUGGACUUAGUUCAGUUCCCUAAGCCAGUGUAUAUAAGUGAAAUAAGAAUAAUUCCUCUAGGAGCUAGAGUACAAGCUGAUUUCCCUGGUGGAGUUCGCCUUGGGGCAACUAAUCCAUCACAAUUUGAAAUAGAAUUUUUCGUUAAUGAUUUGAGUAAGCCAGGAGCUUCAACAUUUGAAUCCCUUGGUGGACUAGAAUACAAACAAAAUGUUCACAUUCAACUAGAGUGUGAUAGAAAACAUUUGCCAACAGAUGGUUUGGUUCUAAGAGGAUGGUACACAACAAUAACUUUGGCUGUAUAUGGAUCUUUAACAAAAUCUCUUAGUACUCCGCCAGAAAUUCCAGCUCCAGCACCUGCUCCAACAGCUCCUGUUCCAGUACCACAAGAGGAGGUACCAGUCAAUAUUAGUCGAACUUCUGAUCAAGAGCAAGAGUGGUAUUAUGAAAAUAAAGGACACACUAAUGCACAAAAAUCACAGGAAACGAGUGCAGUACCAACUCCAUCUCCACCAGUUCAUGCCGAACCUACGAGAACUUCAUCAGCUGAGCCACCAAAAUCAGAAUCUCAACAAUGGAAAGAAGGAUCACCCCACUCACAUAAAAGUGCAAAGCGGCCCACAACUCCACCUACAGAAUCCUUGGUUUCACUCAGUCCUGAAUCGAUUUCUGCAGAAGAAGAAGAAGGAGAAAGAGAAGAGACUGAAGAACAAGGUGCAAUAGAGCCGUUUGAGCCAAUUCUAUCAGAUGAAGACGUUAUGGCAGAUGAUGAACCACCUCCUGUAGAUAUAGAAUAUGAAGCAAUUGAUGCAGAUGAACUUUAUGGUAUUCACCCUCCAGAUCUAUUAGAAAUAGAAAAACAAGAACAAUCGUUUGAAGAGAAAAUUGAUGAAAAUGUUGUACAAAAACUGAAAGAUGUGAUCGGCUUAUUGUCAAAGUCUGUCUCAAAUUUUAAUAGUGCCACUGGACAAGAGAAAGAGAUGUUUGUUCACAAUUGUGAAAACUUGUGUGCAACUUUAAAAAACUUUGUAACAGAUUCGAAAGACUUGAAAAACUUGUCAAACAUUGUUGAAGCAGGAUUAAAUGUUGAAUUCGCAUGUACACAACCGCAGCCAGCAUAUAAAGUGCGUCACGUGAAAGUUGGCGUGAGAUUAGCCGAAGCUCUGUGUCGUCUGUCGUCGGGACCAGAGACCGUUUUGGAAGUAAAAGCGCCUGAAAAAUUAUUGUCGCUGUGCAUGCGUGAAAACGUAGCUUUGCCUGUGAAAUUAGCAGCCAUCAGAGCUGUGGACGCUGCACUUAUCAGUCCGAAGAUUGUAGAAGAAUUUUUAAAAACGGAAAAUGAACUGUACAAACUGUGUCUGAUGAUGCUCGACUCUACAAAGCUUGCUAGAUUGAAGUAUGCUCUAAGUUCGUUGCUAAGGAAGAUACAUAUUUAUGAAUGCUUGUCGGAGAUAAAGGAUUUAACCGAAGUCGUAGUUGUGGAAUUAAUGAAAGCGUACACUUAUGCGCCCACGUUAAUGGCUCAACCGAAACGUCAAUUACCCGCUAGUGCUCAGAUGGAAAUUGAAAGGGAACAGAAUCGCAAUCCGCGUAAGCAUUUGAUUGCUUACUUUGACCAUUGGAAACUCGCAAAUCGUUUGCUCGUAGCUUUAUGUUCACCUGAAUCCGACAUUAAUUUAAUCAAAGCAUGUCGUGAGUUUGUGGCACUUCUUGCUGACACGAAAGAAGGUUUGCUAUAUUUGCUGAAGGAGGCAGAAAUUACAAAAUUAUUACUGGAAGCUCUUAAUUACAAGGAGAACGGGAUUGGAAACGAUAUCGCUUGGCGUCUACAAGUCGUUCAGUGCUUGAUGAGAAUAACAAAUCAAAUGGAUGACUGGACAUCAAUUCGAAAAUUGCACUCUUUCCUUAUUUUUCCUGAAGGAUUGCAAGCAAUUAUCGACGUGGUUCCCUUGGGUACCUUUAUUGAUGUACUGAUUCCCUGCCUCGCCAAUAGCGACAUUGCUGAUUUCGCUGCUGAAAUUAUAGCAACGUGCAUUCGUUACUCUAGCGAAGUGGAUAUUUUCCAAACCCGCGCGUCUAAUUUAUUAGAUAAAUACUCAAGCAAUACAGUAUUACGCGAUGUGAUUCCGCAUUUGAACAUUGCUUCUCAGAGUUCCAACUGGAAUUACGGUGACGUUUCGUCGCUUGUUAGUAUUCUCAGAAGAAAUACUGAUGUGGCUUCGACUCUUCCAGGUGAACUGACAACGGUUUGUCGUAUUUUACAUUAUCUGGUGCUUCCACCCCACGAUGACGUAGAUCCCAUGGAACCGUACGUUGAAUUGAAGCAUCGAAAUGCUCUAACGAAUUUAUUUGCCGCCGGUGGUCUAACAGCUCUAGUUGGAAUUAUGACUCAUAUCAGUCAAUUUUAUGAGCAACCUUUGCUUCAUCGUGCUUCACUUACCGGACGGAGACGUUUGUCUCUGAUCGCCUUGCUCACGCCGUGUGUAAGAUUGACUCGGGCGAUCCUAGAACGAUUGGUAAAAUGCAUGGCAACCGACUUCAAAGACUUGACUGCAGUGGUUCCAUUGCUUGGAGUUUAUUGUCUCAUUGAAUCAAUGCCUCAGAGCAAUUCCAAAUGUAUGCUAUCGAACGAGAUUGUCGAAACGCUUUUGGUGUUCACUCGAGCAGUCGAUUCCGACGGUUCUGGCAAUGUAGCAAAGUCAUUGUGGACGCAAAUGCUUGGAGAAGUGUUGAAGAUGGUCUCCUCUCAUCCAUUUAACUUUGCUCCAGGCUUGAAGCUACUCACAAAACUGUUGCCGCCUAUCCUGACAUCCAAGGAAGCCAGCUCUCAAGAUAAAGCCCGCGUACUGGGUUUUAGAAAGCUCUGGUCGGCGCAUCUGCAAGCUCAGGCAAGUAGCCUCACGGAAACUCUAAGGUUAUUGUGUGCCAGUUGGAAUACAGAAUUGCUGUCGCUAGUCUCAAACGUAUGCAAGCAGUUGAGUGACUUGGCUGCACCUACGGCACUGCUCGUUGGUCGUUGUCUGUUGGACGGCAUACUCACUGCCAGUCCGCUAGAGAACCAUUUGCCGAUACUGGUCUUACUCACCGAUUUGACAAGGCAUGCACCUAUGAAAGCGACUCUCUUGACUCUUACAAAUCCUGCGUCUCGAGCACAAGUAAAAUCUGAUCAGAAAUAUCCUCCAGUUAUUGAAAUGAUGUGCACGGCUUUGAGAAAUACUAACGAUGUUAACGUCCAAAGAGAGCUCGUUGAUAUUUUUGAAACACUUUGCGACUACAGGCUCUGCUUAGUUCAAGAGAGCCCGGAGUCAUUGGAUAAGCAACUGGCUCAUUCAGUUCCCAGCAAAGAACCUUUGGUUGUGAUUAUCGCAGCCUUAAUUGACAUUCUCGCGAGUGCAUCCAAGUAUUCCAUGGAUAUUGUGGAGACUGCCUUGAAUAUACUCUUGUCUUUAACUACUCACAAUUACGGGCUUUAUCACGUGAAAAGUUGUUUGGAAAAUAAUCCAGAUGCUUUGAGAAACCUUCUUGAUUACGUUGCGGAAACUAUAUCUGAAAAAGAAGACCAAGAAAAGAAUGAAUCUUUACCAAAACUCGUAGUGGAUUUUCUCGGCAGUUUGAUUUUCUGCAAGACCCCUGAGAGAACAUUAUCUCUGCGAGUUCCUCAACUGUCAACGCUCUUAUCUUGGGAAAAAGAAAAUCAUCCAUUGCUAAAAAUCACUCAAGCUGCAGAGCUAGUAGAGUCUCUGCAUGUUGUCGAAGAUAAAGAAGAAAAAGAACCAAUUCCAGAAAUGCUUGAGCCUUUACUUUUACCACCCGAGGCUUUAUUAAAUCAAUUUACUCAACGGUCUAUAGCACCACCGAUUAUCAACGAUAAAGAAAAAUUUAAGAAAUCGCUUUUGGAAAUACAAAAUGACAAUCCUGUAGAUCUACUAGCAUUAUCUGCUGAACUUUUGCCGGCAGACUUCAAUCUGCUGGCAGAAGCUCAGAGAAUAUGUUCAAAGGUGCCUCUUGAUUUUACAAUGCAUACAAAGGAACAAGAUGAAAAUCAAGAUAGGAAAAUUCAGAAACAAACAACCGUCCUUACUACUAAAACGAAACAACCUUUCGUCGCACCUAUGCGUGGUAGAAGCCAGUAUUCUAACUCUAUGCGUAGUAAUUCAGUCAGUGGUGUAGGUAGAGGCGCUGACCCAUUCCGUUCGCGGCCACCAAAUACUUCGAGACCUCCGUCCCUACAUGUGGACGACUUUGUGGCAUUAGAAACUUGUGGAGCACAGCCGACUGGGCCCACAGGCUAUAAUAAAUUGAGUAUCAGGGGCUCCAGCCAGUCGAGAGGUGUAAUUGCAAGUUCAAGAAGCCGGCCGUGGGCUCCUGAGACGAGACCAUCGUACAUGCGUUAAUGAAAUCGUAACAGCUGAUUUAAGUA